Messenger RNA from Saccharomycopsis crataegensis, 1572 nucleotides. RefSeq names its product Soa1 protein. Gene Ontology annotation, biological process: transmembrane transport. The record is from RefSeq and is a predicted model, not a curated record. Gene Ontology annotation, cellular component: membrane. The transcript has a single exon. Bases 1 to 1572 code for a protein of 523 amino acids. Gene Ontology annotation, molecular function: transmembrane transporter activity. NCBI's taxonomy places the organism in Eukaryota, Fungi, Ascomycota, Saccharomycetes, Ascoideales, Saccharomycopsidaceae.
AUGGACGCCAAAUCUCAAUCCUCUCUCAAGAUCAAAGAGGAAAACUUCCUCGAAAAGACUGCCACUGGCGGCGAUGCUUCUACAAAAUAUUCCACCAGAAUCCAAUCCCACAUGAAGCCUUCUGAAAUGUUCCCUAACAUCGAUGAAAAAAAGCUUCUUAGAAAAUUAGAUUGGAAAUUGAUUCCUGUGGUGUCUACCCUUUACCUUUUGGCAUUCUUGGACCGUGGUAACGUUGGUAACGCCAAGAUCGAAGGUUUAACCGAAGAUAUCCACUUGAAAGGUAACGAAUACAACAUUUGUCUCACCAUCUUUUUCAUCACUUAUACAAUUUUUGAAGUCCCAUCCAAUAUGAUGCUUAAAAAACUACGGCCUUCUAUCUGGUUGCCCUUCAUUAUGGUGGUCUGGGGUGUUGUCAUGACCUUGAUGGGGCUUGUUCAAAAUUAUAUGGGGUUAUUUUGGGCUCGUUUUGCUCUCGGAAUCGCCGAAGCUGGGCUUUUCCCAGGGGUCGCCUACUACUUGACUCACUGGUACUGUCGUCACGAACUCAACUUCCGUCAAUCGUUGUUCUUCUCUGCCGCCAGUAUCGCCGGGGCCUUCUCAGGGCUCUUGGCAUUCGGGAUUUCUAAAAUGGACGGGGUCGGUGGCCUUGAAGGCUGGAGAUGGAUUUUCAUUCUUGAAGGGUUGUUAACCGUGGUGGUGGCGUUUGGCGCAUUUUUCGUGCUUUAUGAUUUCCCAGAUACCGCUACCUUUUUAACCGAAGAAGAACGUCAAUUUAUCAUUUACCGUUUACAACAUGAUACCAAUGCUGAUUCUUUGGAUAUGGCCAACGGCGACCAUUCAUCAUCAUUUUUCGAACCAGAAGUCGAAGAGGCCCAAAAGAAGUACUUCUUCCAAGCCCUCAAGGAUUGGCAAAUCUAUUCCCAUAUUCUCGUGUACUUUGGAAUCUGUGUCCCACUUUACGCCACCUCGUUGUUUUUGCCAACCAUCAUCAAGAAUUUGGGUUACACUGAUACUAAAGCCCAACUUAUGUCGGUACCAGUUUAUGUCACCGCCGCGAUCUUCAGUGUGAUACAAUCGUUGAUUUCCGACCGCUCUGGUAAACGUUCUCCAUUUUUACUCUUGAAUUUUGCCACCAUGGCAGUGGGAUUUGCCAUUGCCGUGGCUUGCGAUCCAUCUUCGAAACCCGGCGCGGUUUAUGCUGGGGUUUACAUUGGCUCGGUGGGUAUUUAUCAAGCGUUCCCAACUGGGGUCACUUGGCUCGCUAACAAUUUGGCCGGAGACUACAAGCGUGCCGUGGGAAUGGCCAUGCAUAUUGGGAUUGGGAAUUUUGGUGGGGCUUUCAGUUCAAACUUUUAUAGAUCGCAGGAUGCUCCUCAUUAUGUCUUGGGUCAUUCUUUGGUGUUGGGAUUCAUUGGGAUGGGGGCGAUCGUCACAAUUUUCAUCAUGUUUGCCUACUCCAGAAUCAAUGCCAAGAGAGAAGAAGGGAUCAUCGAAGGGAAAUACAAAGGUUAUAGUGCUAAGGAUUUGGCAGAAAUGGGAGACAAGAACCCAUACUUCAAGUACCGUUUGUGA